UCUUGCAUUCCCCAGUGCGGUGGCAUCGCGUUCAGUGACCGUAGUGUGUGUGAAGUGUCAGAACUCGGAGUUGCGUGCACGAAGAUAAAAAAUACCAUGAUUUCAUCAGUUAAUAAGAUGUGGGUGUCUCUGGCGGUGGUGUCCUCACUGGUUGCCAUGGCAACGUGUGCGAACAACGAAUACCUCCCCCCCAACAGCGGGUACACGUACGACAAACCUUCGAUACCGUUCCCAUCGGGAAACAACGGAAAUAAGCAACCACCGUUCAGACAGCCCACACAGCCUACGUACAGGCCUACGCAGCGGCCGAUCUACGUACCGCCACCGGGCCCUGAGGGCCACGACCACGAGCACGAGCACCAUGACCACCACAACCACGACCACGACCAUCACCACCACGAGAACGGCGGUGAGCACGACCACCACCAUCACCACGAGCCCGGCAUGCCGUUCGACUUCGCCUACUCAGUGAACGAGGACGGCAAUGACUACAGCCAUAAUGCUAUUUCUGAUGGUGACGUCACCACUGGAGAGUACAGAGUGGCGUUGCCUGAUGGUCGCACGCAAAUCGUGAAGUAUACUGCUGAUUGGAAGAAUGGAUUUAAUGCUGAGGUGUCAUACGAAGGCGAAGCGAGGUACCCUGACCAAGCAGGGUACGGCAGCGGCAACGGCGGACAAGCGUACGGCCCACCAAGCCAAGGCGGCGGCUACCAAUACUAGACAUGAAUGAGACUGCUGUGUGAAUGUGUUUGUUUAUCCUUAAUUGAAAUAAAAUGCUGUCAACUAAAAAAAAAUAAAAGAGAAGUAUAAAGCAAUGUAAUAAUAGCGCAGAAUUAUCGCAGCGUAACUUAUUGUGUGUACAGCGAGCAUAAGCAGAAUGUAUGUGAACCAUGUGAUCUAUUUGUAUUGUGUGGAGAAUCAGUAGAUAUUUACCGUCGUUAGAUUUUUUUAUAGCGGUCUUGUAACCUGUCAUAUUACUGGCGAUUUGAUAAAAAUACCACCAUUGACAGAACAACUUACAGAUGAAGUUAGCAAUGAAUUUUAUUAUUGGCCAAUAAAGACACAAUUACAAAAGACAGCAAUUUUAUGUCAAUUUGAGGUAAACUAGAAAACAUCUGAGUAAUAUACUCUAGUGCCCAUUAAUCUGAAUUCUUAAGCUGCAUUUCUAGCCAAAUAAGAUGAGGAUUCAGACAGACUUUUAGGGUUACAUGUAUAUUUUAUUAUAAGUCUUAAAAUAUAGUUACCAGAUCAGUUACCAUUACUGCCAAUUUUAGUGUAAUGAAAAUUCGGGAUUCUUUAUUUUAGCUAAAAUAUUUUAUUUUCGAAAAUUUAAUCAUUUUAGAAACCAUGAACAGUUAUGUGCGUUAGUCAUAUUUCAUUUCAUUUAAAUACUGUAGGCAUAGCGCUUAACUGGGUCAGUUUCGGCAAA
Manduca sexta (tobacco hornworm) is the source of this 1429-nucleotide messenger RNA. It is a transcript of the gene Cpr50Cb, whose product is annotated as pro-resilin. The coding region runs from base 97 to 720 and encodes 207 amino acids. The record is from RefSeq and is a predicted model, not a curated record. Lineage: Eukaryota; Metazoa; Arthropoda; Insecta; Lepidoptera; Sphingidae. Gene Ontology annotation, cellular component: extracellular matrix. The transcript has 6 exons.